UGGUGAAAUACGAAUUCCGAAAUAUGGCGUGCCACGUUAACUCUGUUAUCCAAUUAACUCCCGAUUCGCCGCUUUUCCCGAUGGCGGUGAACUUCUCCCUCCAAAAGCUUGUCGUAGUCAUGCACUCUCCCUUUAAAUCUUAUCGAAAGAUUUCUUGCUCGAGUAGAAUGCGAGGUGAUCAAUUUGUUGUGAAAUCUGAAAUGGCGACGGAAAGCCGCCCUAUUGCAGACGAUAGAAUGCUGGUCUUUGUUCCGCCCCAUCCGUUGAUCAAACACUGGGUUUCUGUUCUCAGAGACGAACGAACUCCUAGUGCCAUCUUUAGAAAUGCUAUGGCUGAGCUGGGAAGGCUUCUUAUAUAUGAGGCAUCAAGAGAUUGGCUGCCUACUGUCACUGGGGAAAUCCAAUCACCAAUGGGUGUUGCUUCAGUUGAAUUUAUUGAUCCAAGGGAACCCGUGCUGGUUGUUCCCAUCUUGAGAGCUGGGCUUGCCCUUGUUGAGCAUGCAUCAUCAAUCUUGCCAUCAACCCAAACCUAUCAUCUGGGAAUAAGCAGGGAUGAGACGACACUCCUGCCUAGUAUAUAUUUGAACAAGUUGCCUGAAAAAAUUCCAGAAGGAUCCCGUGUACUCAUUGUUGAUCCCAUGCUGGCAACAGGUGGCACAAUAGUUGCAGCAGUUGACUUGUUGAAGGAUCAUGGAGUUGACAACAAGCAAAUAAAAGUGAUAUCUGCAGUAGCUGCUCCUCCAGCUCUUCAAAAGCUUAGUGAGAAAUUCCCUGGGCUUCACGUGUACACCGCGAUCAUUGAUCCUACUGUAAAUGACAAAGGGUUUAUAAUCCCUGGAUUGGGAGAUGCUGGGGACCGUAGUUUUGGUACAUGAAGAUGUAGGUCUGGGAGUAUGCUGAGUUGAUUUCCUCUACCUGUAAGUUGUUGCAAUUUUGGAAAGAAUAAUAGAAG
This is a messenger RNA of Telopea speciosissima, 952 nucleotides long. Its product is annotated as uracil phosphoribosyltransferase. NCBI's taxonomy places the organism in Eukaryota, Viridiplantae, Streptophyta, Magnoliopsida, Proteales, Proteaceae. The record is from RefSeq and is a predicted model, not a curated record. Gene Ontology annotation, biological process: uracil salvage. Bases 24 to 875 code for a protein of 283 amino acids. The transcript has 12 exons. Gene Ontology annotation, molecular function: uracil phosphoribosyltransferase activity.